Bufo bufo (common toad) is the source of this 756-nucleotide messenger RNA. Its product is annotated as serine protease inhibitor swm-1-like. The record is from RefSeq and is a predicted model, not a curated record. Bases 100 to 558 code for a protein of 152 amino acids. Lineage: Eukaryota; Metazoa; Chordata; Amphibia; Anura; Bufonidae. The transcript is spliced from 4 exons.
AUAUAAUAGAGCGGCAGUAGUAUCCCUGCUUCACCUGAAGACCAUACUCAUCAUCAUACGUGCAUCAUCCAGGAAAAAGUGUUAACCCUCCCAGGUAACAUGGCACAAACAAUCACAUUGCUGCUGAUAACCCUUGGUGUGCUCCUCGGGCUCAUAACCGUACAAACAGACAGAAUCGGCUGUCCAUAUGGCAAAGAACCUGGUUGUGGGUUGUGUCGACCAACCUGUGAUAACCUGAAGCCUACAUGUAAUGUUCCUAAAAAAUGUGUUCGAGGAUGUGUCUGCAAAAGUGGCACUGUAGAUAAUGGCCUUUUUGAAUGUGUGGAAGCGUCGAAGUGUGGACUCUGCGGGAACGCAACAUAUACCACAUGUACCAAUCCCUGCCCUAAAGGUGCAUUUUGCAUAAUAGGUUGUAUUGAAGGCUGCCUCUGUAAACCCAAAUACGUGUGCCUACCUGACAGCAACAGAUGUGUCCUUCAUCAGGAUCUCCCCAAAGUGGAUCCAACAAUUACACCAUCCACAGUGUGUCGUAUUAGGAAGUCUCAAAAUGUAAAGUGACCUCGUCUAAUCAUAUGGAGAUGUGUCUGAUGAAAAUAAAGUGAUUGCAGACAAUGUUUUUAUCUACUUUCAUUGAUUCAUUAAGCGAUCAGGAUCUCCGACCACUCACUGACCAAUCAGAUCAUAGUCCGUCUAGACUGUUAUGAAAAUGAUCUCCUGAUCUGAUUGUGAUCUGUCUCAUCCACAAUGUCUUUCUGA